Malaya genurostris is the source of this 1288-nucleotide messenger RNA. RefSeq names its product activating signal cointegrator 1 complex subunit 1. The transcript is spliced from 4 exons. The coding region runs from base 111 to 1166 and encodes 351 amino acids. Gene Ontology annotation, biological process: regulation of DNA-templated transcription; DNA alkylation repair. Gene Ontology annotation, molecular function: RNA binding. The record is from RefSeq and is a predicted model, not a curated record. Gene Ontology annotation, cellular component: nucleus. Lineage: Eukaryota; Metazoa; Arthropoda; Insecta; Diptera; Culicidae.
CAAAGUAAAAGCAGUAAAAUCGGCUUGUUUGUUUGAAUUCGUAGGCCUAGCUUUAACGGUUGAUUAUAGAUUAGUUUUUUAUUUGAAAUAACGUAUUAAUUUACGACAUCAUGGAUGUUAUGUCACCGCAAUUAAUGUGGAUUGGGACACGAUGCUAUCGUGUGAAUUCGGUCUCUGAUCAAAAAGUGCAUCAAAUGUACGGGCAACAGGAGGAAAGCAAACCGUACAUCGAAGAAGAUCUUUACGAAGAAGAUGACCGUGAGUUGGAAUAUGAUAUUCAAAUCAAAGAAGGUGGCAAAUUUCAAACAUCAUUCCACGUUCCAUCGGUCUUUUUUGCGAUGAUAAUCGGAGCCAAGGGUGCCACCAGGCGACGACUGGAGGUGGAAACAAAGACACAAAUCAUCGUGCCCAAGCAGGGAUCGGAAGGGGACAUCUUGGUGAAAGGCAGUUCGCGCAGGGGGGUAGUCUCCUGCCGGCAAAGAAUCGAACUGAUUGUGCUUGGUGCCCGUAGUCGGCAACCAUUUACCCAUUUCCUGUCGAUUCCGUUGAACUCCGAGGAGAUCAAACGAAAUUUUCGAAUUUUCCGCGAGAAAGUGCUUACAGAGCUACCGAGUGCUUUCACUUUAGAUGAUUCAUUGUUUCAGAAGGCAGAAAAGCUUCACCUGACGUUGUGUACAAUGAGUUUGAUGGACAACGAGGACCGAUCACUUGCUGCUCAACUGUUACAGAAUUGUCACGAAACGAUUAUUAGACCAGUUGUGGAAGAAUUUGGCUCCGUUACUCUCCAACUGCGCGCUUUGGAAUACAUGAACGAUGAUCCACGUGCCGUCGAUGUUCUAUAUGCCAGUGUAGAGUCGGAUGCUCUUCAGCGGAUUGCUGACCAGAUGAUGGAGUUGUUCGUGGCCAACGGACUGAUGCAGAGAAAGUAUGACCGGGUGAAACUACACGCAACGUUGAUCAAUUCGCUGUUCCGCGACAAUGCCGACGGGUACGGCGGCGUUGACGAAAAACGAGGCCCGAGGGUCACCUUUGACGCCACGGAAAUACUGCGAGAUUUCGGACACUACGACUUCGGCACUCAGAAAGUGACGGAGAUUCAUCUAUCCCAGCGUUUCUCGACUGCCUGCGAUGGGUUCUACGAAGCAACGGGAAUGAUAAAGUUGUGAAUAAUAAGGGAACUUUCACAUAAAUAAAGGUAGACGGGUGCGGAAUAUUAAAACAUUAAAAAAAUGUCAGAAUAUAAUAUGAUAAAAUUGUUAACUUAUUUUGGCAAUUAUAUUUCGAUGCG